Mauremys mutica (yellowpond turtle) is the source of this 4143-nucleotide messenger RNA. It is a transcript of the gene MORC2, whose product is annotated as MORC family CW-type zinc finger 2. The record is from RefSeq and is a predicted model, not a curated record. NCBI's taxonomy places the organism in Eukaryota, Metazoa, Chordata, Testudines, Geoemydidae. The coding region runs from base 90 to 3167 and encodes 1025 amino acids. Gene Ontology annotation, cellular component: nucleus. The transcript is spliced from 26 exons. Gene Ontology annotation, molecular function: zinc ion binding.
GCAGAGCGGCGCUGCCUGGGCGGGGCCGGGGGCACAGAAGAGCCCGCCUGAGGCGGGGCGUUGGGGCUGCCAGGCAGCCGGGGCCAGCCAUGGCCUUUACCAAUUACAGCAGCCUGAACCGGGCCCAGCUGACCUUCGAGUACCUGCAUACCAACUCAACCACUCAUGAGUUCUUGUUUGGUGCCCUUGCUGAGCUUGUAGAUAAUGCCAGAGAUGCUGAUGCCACGAGAAUAGAUAUUUACACAGAACGGCGAGAGGACCUGCGAGGUCAAUUCAUGUUAUGUUUUUUGGAUGAUGGAGCAGGAAUGGAUUCAAGUGAUGCCGCAAGUGUGAUUCAGUUUGGUAAAUCGGCCAAACGAUCACCAGAGUCGACUCAAAUUGGGCAGUAUGGGAACGGCUUGAAAUCGGGUUCCAUGCGGAUUGGGAAGGAUUUUAUCCUGUUCACUAAGAAAGACACCACCAUGACCUGCCUCUUCCUGUCACGCACAUUUCACGAGGAAGAAGGCAUUGAUGAGGUGAUUGUCCCACUGCCCACCUGGAACACACGUACCCGGGAGCCCAUGACAGACAAUAUGGAAAAAUUUGCGAUUGAGACUGAGCUCAUUUACAAGUAUUCUCCCUUCAAGUCAGAGCAAGAGGUGAUGGAGCAGUUUAAGAAAAUCCCUGGGGAGAAGGGCACCUUAGUGAUUAUCUUUAAUCUCAAACUGAUGGAUAAUGGGGAGCCAGAGCUGGAUGUGACCUCCGACCCCCGAGAUAUCCAGAUGGCAGAAACCCCCCCUGAAGGAACGAAGCCAGAGCGUCGCUCCUUCCGUGCCUAUGCUGCUGUCCUUUAUAUUGAUCCCAGAAUGAGGAUCUUCAUCCACGGACACAAAGUGCAAACCAAGCGACUUUCCUGCUGCCUCUACAAGCCCAGGAUGUAUAAAUACACUUCAAACCGCUUCAAGACCCGUGCGGAGCAGGAGGUGAAGAAAGCGGAGCACAUGGCUCGGAUAGCGGAGGAGAAGGCUCGAGAGGCAGAGAGUAAAGCCCGUGCACUUGAACUUCGCCUGGGCGGGGAUCUCACACGAGACUCCAGGGUGACUCUACGGCAAGUCCAGAACACAGCCAUAACCAUGCGUAGAGAGGCUGAUGUCAAGCGGCGGAUCAAGGAGGCAAAGCAGCGGGCACUGAAGGAGCCUAAAGAGUUGAAUUUCAUCUUCGGGGUGAAUAUCGAACAGCGGGAUUUGGAUGGCAUGUUCAUCUAUAACUGCAGUCGGCUGAUUAAGAUGUAUGAGAAGGUUGGCCCACAGUUGGAGGGUGGCAUGGCAUGUGGUGGAGUGGUAGGAGUGGUGGACAUACCCUACUUGGUUCUGGAGCCUACUCACAAUAAACAGGACUUCGCAGAUGCUAAAGAGUAUCGACACUUGCUGAGGGCGAUGGGGGAGCACUUGGCUCAGUACUGGAAGGAUGUUGCUAUUGCCCAGAGAGGUAUAAUCAAGUUUUGGGAUGAAUUUGGCUAUUUAUCAGCAAACUGGAACCAGCCUCCCUCCAGUGACCUGCGCUACAAACGCCGCCGAGCCAUGGAGAUCCCCACCACAAUUCAGUGCGAUAUGUGUUUGAAAUGGCGGACCCUCCCAUUCCAGCUGAGCUCCGUGGAGAAGGAAUACCCGGAUACUUGGGUGUGCUCCAUGAACCCUGACCCUGAGCAGGAUAAGUGUGAAGCUUCAGAGCAGAAGCAAAAGGUACCCCUGGGAACACUGAAAAAGGACUUCAGAUCACAAGAGGAGAAGCAGAAGCAGCUGACGGAGAAAAUUCGCCAGCAGCAGGAGAAACUGGAGGCUCUGCAGAAAACUACUCCAAUCCGGUCCCAAGCUGACCUGAAGAAAUUGCCUCUGGAAGUGACCACCCGGCCUAUCGUGGAGGACUCCCAAUCACUGAGCAGACCUCAACGCCCGCGAUCUCCUCCUUUACCCGAUGUAAUUAAAAAUGCUCCCAGCAGGCCGCCGCCGCCUCCCCCCAAGUCCAUCAGCCAACUGCGAAAGGCUCCCCUGGCUCGGCCAGCCAUCAACACCCCCAAACUGGCAAGUGUGCUAUCCAGGGAGGAAGCUAGUACUUCCAGGACACAGCAGCAGAUUGUGACUGUGGGAAAGUCAAACAGCACAGUUGUCAGGACUCCUGCCAAACCCAUCCAUGUGGGGAGGCCACCCCCCAUGCUUCUGCAGAACUCCAUGAGCCAGCGCGAGACUCCUAGCCCCAAAAUUAUAAAGACGCCGGUGCUGAAAAAACCUGUAGCACUCAAACCUCCCCAGCAGACCUCCAGCAUCCGCAAGAGGACCAUGGAGGAUGGAGCUGAGGAGGAAGUGGAGCAGAAGAAGGAGAAAACGAAACGGGGCAAAUUUGUGGUAGUGAAAGAGGAGAAGAAGGACUCAAACGAGGUGGUGGUUGAGCUCACAGACAGUGCAGGGGAGGAGGAGCUAGCAGAUCUGAAAAGAGCCCAAAAAGACAAAGGGCUGCAUGUGGAGGUACGAGUGAACAAGGAAUGGUUCACAGGCCGUGUCACGGCUGUGGAGAUGGGCAAGCAUGCCAUACGCUGGAAGGUGAAAUUCGAUUACGUACCUACAGACACCACACCAAGAGAUCGCUGGGUAGAGAAGGGCAGUGAGGAUGUACGGUUGAUGAAGCCUCCCUCUCCAGAGCAUCAGAGUCCAGACACACAGCAGGAAGAAGAGGAGGUUGUAGCUGAGCCUUCUACCUCAGACUGUGCCCGAAUUGAGCCAGACACCACCGGUCCCAGCAGCAACCAGGAGACUGUGGAUUUGCUAGUCCAGACACUCCGGAAUUGUUUGCGGUACUUCUUACCUCCAAAUUUCCCCAUCUCCAAGAAGGAGCUGAGUUCCAUGAGUUCAGAAGAAUUGAUGGCUUUUCCUCUGAAAGAAUAUUUCAAACAGUACGAGAUGGGUCUGCAGAACUUGUGCAAUUCCUAUCAGACUCGUGCUGACGCCCGGGCCAAAGUCUGUGAGGAAAACCUCCGCAGCUCAGAGAGAAAACUUAAGGAGACAGAGGAGAAACUGCAGAAGCUGAGGACUAAUAUUGUGGCACUUCUGCAGAAAGUGCAGGAGGACAUCGAUAUUAAUACUGAUGAUGAGCUGGAUGCAUAUAUUGAGGAUCUGAUCACCAAGGGAGACUGAGCAGUCCAGACUCAGCACUGGCGAGCAGCAUGGAGGAGUUGGUCCCUGUGAUCUCUGAGAUGUGGAUUCCUGCAGUGGAGGGGACCCGAGCAGCGCAUGAAAGGGGAGGGCCAUUAGACUGUGUAUUAUAUUGAUGUGUCGGUGUACAAGCUGUUCUUGUGAUUUUACAUGCAAAAGACAUUGGUGCUGUUGACAGGACAGUUUUUAACAUUGUAGUUCUUCAACUCUCUUCCCUUUGUUUAUAAAUAUUUAUUUUUUAAAAGAAACAGGAACUGUGCCUGGUAUGAUGGGAGGUCAGCUAUGUUGUGGGUGUUUGGUUUUUUUAGUACAGUAAAAAUGCAAGAACCUUUUUCCUUUUGGGGUAUGCUGGAGAUCUAUGCCCAGUUCUUGGCACUAGAACAUCCUCUCCAGCACCUUGUAGCUGAUACCUCUUCAGAUAAAGAAGGGAAAAAUCUAGCAACAACUUAAUGGAAAAACCUACUCUGAGGCCUCGAGGGACUGAGCAGAAGCUGGAUGGGACCUGGACCUCAGGACUAUGGUAACUGGGCCAAAGGAGGCUCAGAGCUGGGGCUUCUACCUACACCAAGGGAUCGGUGCACACAUUCUCCAUUGAGGGAGUGGGGUUUGAACCUUAAGGACUCUGUAGCUGAGCAUGGUUGUGAGGUUUUCAAAGCCCUCAUUACACAGCCAUAGCAUCAAACAUGGGGAAUGGGGCUCUGUUAGCAGGCCCAGGAAGCUUAGCUUUAAUGGGUGGGGGUGGAAGAGGUUCAUAGUGAUGGGACUGAGCCUGCUGGGCUUCUGGUACCUUGUGAUUUCUAAGGGCAGGGAAGUGCGAAGGUUGGAGUGCAAGGUUCCUACUACUUCUGCGGCCCCCUAUUGCACGUUCGUCACCAGUGCUGCCAUUGUGUGAGAUGUGAGUUGCAAGGGGCAGAUGGACUCCCUGACCAGCUCAAAAUAAAGCUGAUCCUUGUUCUAA